Molecule: messenger RNA, 462 nt
Organism: Fusarium coffeatum
Lineage: Eukaryota; Fungi; Ascomycota; Sordariomycetes; Hypocreales; Nectriaceae
Exons: 1
Coding region: 1-462 (153 amino acids)
Source: RefSeq, a predicted model, not a curated record
AUGCCACCCCGUGGGGUUGGGAACCCUAUCCCUGAUCAUCAAAGGCGUAGUGACUUCUACCGCUGGCUAGAAACAGAAGUGAAAGUCCUCGUGCGACGGGAUAACGAAGUCACUUACCCAUCGUUACGAACAGGACGACGUAUUUAUCGACCCGAAAACCAUCAGUUCAAGUGUAGCCUGGUGGAAUCUACCUUUGUUUAUAACCUUUCGCAACAGGAACCCGAGGAGAGUGAGGAGAGUGAGGAGAGCGAGGAAAGCGAUGACACUGAGGAGGAAGAGGACAGUGACGACGAUGACGAAGAAAAAGAAGAAGGAGGAGACGCAGAGAGUGAAGAGGACACAGAUGACGAAGAACCAGAGGAAGAUGAACAAAAGAGGAACGAAGGGUUGAAAAGCUUGCCUGUUUUCUCAUUUCUGACCCAGGAGACCACCCGCCUGUGGUACUUCCCAUACAGAAAGUGA